This is a messenger RNA of Exaiptasia diaphana, 1856 nucleotides long. Its product is annotated as differentially expressed in FDCP 6 homolog. NCBI's taxonomy places the organism in Eukaryota, Metazoa, Cnidaria, Anthozoa, Actiniaria, Aiptasiidae. The transcript has a single exon. Bases 663 to 1646 code for a protein of 327 amino acids. The record is from RefSeq and is a predicted model, not a curated record.
UCGGGAACCAUUUUGGGAACCAUUUUGCUCUUGCUGUUUUAGUUGACUUUCCAAAGGCAUCAGUUAAUUGUGAUCAAAAUUAGGCUAAACGUGAGAUUGCAGCGUUAGUUAUUUGUGAAUAUGGAAUUAAUUAAAUGAAAUAAUAAAGAAAGUACAAGAAAAGUAAAAAUUCAAAACAAAAAAACAUUUUUUUGCGAAGGAAGACUCAUCAUGUGGUCUAUUCGGGCGAGGGACAGGGAGCCCGMCACUAAGAACGGCUGCUAGGAGACUAACUUCCCAUAAUGCUUCAUUCUAGAAAAUGUCRCCGGGAUGCAUUGCGCGCGCAUGGUAAUUACUGCGCUAAUUAUAUUGUGACGUUGUAAACUUAUUAGAUUAGUUAAGAAAAAGAUAUAAAGAUCACUGAAUAAAACUAUUUUUGGGGAAAGAAAAUCUCAACUACUUCGCGUUAAUAUGUUUGUUUUUUUAAAAGAAAUUGAAAAUAUAGCACAUUUUAAAUCAGAAAUCAAAUUGUACAAACAUGACGUAACAAUGAAGUUGCUUUACGUCAAAUUGAAAUUAUACGACGUCACAAUUCUUAAURAAGUCAAAUUCAAUUAGUGUUGAACACGAGAAGGUGUGAUCAACAUGCUCACUUGAGUUUUUGUCAAUUUUUUGGCGAAAAUAUGGGAAAAGCUUUAAGCAAAUUCAAAAAGAACAAAGUGGCUCCGAUGCCUGUGGAGCCUGACCCGUUUAGCAAAGCCUUGCUAAAACAUGCGCAGAAGCUGAUCGACCAAGAAAACGAAUUGACGCGAGUAAGUGUGGCGACUCAGACGMGACCCAGCUACCUUUUGCAAAGCAGGAAGRAGCGAUCCGGGACGCCAUCUUGGCUCUCRUACGACGUCGAUCUUGAAGGCCGUGUUGUUAAGAAUGGAAUCAAGAUCAACUGCCCAGCAAAGUUGGAGAAAGACACGGCAUUGCCAGUKCUUACGCUGGARAUGUUGCUCGAGAAGCAAGAAGCCGCAGAGCGCAAGAGGCAAAAUCACCUCGAAAACAAAAAGAAAGCAACCAAGAAGAGUGAAGAUUUCAAGCAGCGUCAAGAGCUUGAAGAACARGAGCGACAAGCGAAAAUUGCCGAAAUGGUGGAGAAACAGAAGGCCAAACUCGCUAAAGCUGCUGAAAAUAGACAAGCUCUUCUCGAUGAAAGACGGAAAACAGCUCGCGAGAGUGUUCAAGURAAAACCAGACCAAAGUCAGCCGAGAGCGAAGUUCAGCGACAAGCAAAGAUCAUCAAGUUGACUCUGAAACAACAACAAGCCGACCUCAACCGAAAGGAGCAACUACAACUCGUCAAGGCGCGAGCUUCAAACGCUCUUUGCAACGCCAAGACCAAAGUCCUUGAAGUUCAGCGCUCGGCCAAGGCUSAGCUGAAAGCGAGCAAGAACGCACGAAGGAUGCGAAGCGCUGCUGCCAACAAGGAAAGAGCAGUUCGACGAGUUGUUCGCAAGCAGCAAAUCAGAGAAUCUCAUGCCCAGCGAGUGAGAGCAAGAGCUGCCAAACAACAGAAGGAGGACGAAGAAGUCGAUGAAUUCGACAGAGAGUGGAAUGCCGUCGAAACUGAUGAGCACUUCUGUGAAUCUGACAGCGAUGAWGAYGCUCGUUGGGGCUAAGCUCGAMGCYCACUUGGCGCGUUCGUCAGGAGACGAGGAAGAAAAAUUGAGGACAAAAAAUAWAGAAAUCUCCUAAAACGCGACAAGACAAAGACAAAAGAUUACCAGAAAGAAAGCCGCUUUCAUUUUUUGGUGACUUUCGGUAUACUUUUUGAGGACUGACUGUCUUUAUGAUUAAAAUUACCAGAAAACCAAAAAAAAAUACAAAAA